UUUACAACAAAAGCAAUUUUUCAGUCUCAAAAUGCAGAAUCUACACUUGGCUUUUCUCUUGCUCACUUCACUUUGCUUUGGUUCACUGGCAUUUUCAUUCAGCCAAGACCAGCAAGAUUUUAACCAAGCCAAGAACUUUGAAGGAUCUUCUAACCUUGUGAACCUUCAAUAUCACAUGGGACCUGUCCUAACCUCACCUAUCAAUCUCUACGUUAUAUGGUAUGGCCAUUGGAAUCCAGCCCAUCAAGCCACCAUCAGGGAUUUCCUCUAUUCCUUCUCUUCUCCAGCUCCAUCCCCUUCUGUAGCAGACUGGUGGCGAGUUGUCCAGCUAUACACCGACCAAACCGGCUCAAAUAUCACAAGCAACAUCAUCCUCAAAGGAGAAUUUUUCGACUGGAAAUACUCUCAUGGUACGUACUUGAUGUCAAUGCAAUCCAUCAUCAAAACAGCAUUAUCCUCUCAUCCCAAUGCACUGCCACUGAAUUACAAUAACGGGCUUUAUUUGAUCUUAACAUCUUCAAAUGUUAAAGUCCAAGAAUUCUGUAGAGCUGUUUGUGGCUUUCACUACUUCACAUUCCCAUCCAUUGUUGGAGUCACUGUGCCUUAUGCAUGGGUAGGGUACAGUGGCACACAAUGUCCAGGCAUGUGUGCUUACCCUUUUGCAUGGCCUGAAUACUCCGGCAAGCCGCCGCCGAGCGGCAACGGAGGGAACGACCUGAUGAAAGCACCAAAUGGGGAUGCUGGUGUUGAUGGGAUGAUCAGUGUGAUUGCUCAUGAGUUAGCUGAGGUCUCGAGUAAUCCUCUGGUGAAUGCUUGGUAUGCUGGGGAUGAUCCAACUGCCCCUACUGAAAUUGCUGAUUUGUGCUUGGGAGUUUAUGGGACCGGUGCUGGUGGUGGAUUUGUGGGAGUUGUGUAUAAGGAUUCAUGGGGGAAUGGAUUCAAUGUCAAUGGAGUCAAAGGCAGGAAAUUUCUUGUGCAGUGGGUUUGGAAUCCUGUUAGGAGAAGAUGCUUUGGUCCCAACGCCUUGGAUUAAUUAAUUAAUUAAGCAAGGAUGGGGUUGUCAUUAUUCUAUCAUGUACAUAUUUUUAAUCUCUAGUGAUUUGAUAAUAAA
This is a messenger RNA of Coffea eugenioides, 1111 nucleotides long. RefSeq names its product protein EXORDIUM-like 7. The record is from RefSeq and is a predicted model, not a curated record. NCBI's taxonomy places the organism in Eukaryota, Viridiplantae, Streptophyta, Magnoliopsida, Gentianales, Rubiaceae.